GAAAGUACAAGACAACUACAAGUUCCCAGCUUUCUCUUCCCAUUUCGAUUGCGGCCAUCUAUGCCAUCAAAAUCGUCGUAGCUUCACUACUCUCUCCCAAUCAUCACUAAGCUCCAACCUCCUCUCUGUCAUCUCCCAUGGCGGCCUUCUUGCGAACGCUGCACCGGCGAAGAACGCGCAAUGCCGCCGCCGCCGCGUUCUUGGCUCUCGCCGUCGUCGUCGUCGUCUUCUUCUUGUCCGUGUUCGUCGCCACGCGGAAUGAGGCUGACAUCUUCUUCAGUGGCGUCGCGGCGGCGAGCUCGUCGUCGCCGGAUUCCUCGUCCGGUGGGUGCAGGGAGCUGCAGGCGCUCGACGGCGAUGGCGCGAGGUGCCGGUAUCUGCGGGCGCACGCGCCGUGCGCGCCGGUGGGGUACGUGGACUACCUCCGGCUGCUGUACUGCGGGUUCGGGCGGGCGCCAUGGCUGGGCUACGCGGCGCUCGCGCUGUGGCUGCUCGUGCUCUUCUACCUCCUCGGCGACACGGCGUCGGCCUACUUCUGCGCCUCGCUGGAGGGGCUCUCCGCCGUGCUCCGCCUGCCGCCGGCGAUCGCCGGCGUCACGCUGCUGUCGCUCGGGAACGGCGCGCCCGACGUGCUCUCUAGCGUCGUGGCGUUCGCCGCGGGGGCACGCGGCGGCGACGGCGGCGGCGGCGGAGGGGAGGAUGCCGGGGAUGUUGGCCUCAGCGGCGUGCUCGGUGGCGCGCUGUUCGUGUCCACCGUCGUCGCCGGCGUGGUCGCUAUCGUCGCCGGGCGUCGCGGUGGUGGCGAGCCGGUGAUCAUCGAGCGGCGCGGGUUCGUGCGCGACGUGUGCUUCCUCCUCGUGGCGCUCUGCUACCUCCUCGCCGUGCUGCUCACCGGCGCCGUCACCGUCUGGUCCGCCGCGUCGUUCCUCUCCCUCUACGCCGGCUACGUCCUCCUCGUCUGGACCUCGCACUGCUGCGCCAACGCCUCCGACGAACUCGAAGUGGACGACACCAAGCAGCCCACCUCCGACCUCGCCGCGCCGCUCCUCGUCGUCGACGACGACGACGCGUCACCGCCUCCACUCCCCGUCUCCUCCUCCUCCAAGCCCACCUCCGCGCCGAGAACGUUCGCGCGCCGCCUCGUCGACCUCCUCCACUCGCCGCUCUACCUCCCGCGACGCCUCACCAUCCCGGACAUCGCGGCGCACCGGUGGUCGAAGCCCACCGCGGUGGCCACCGCGCUCCUCUCCCCGCUCCUCCUCGCCGCCACCACCGCGCCCACCACCACAGCGACCACCCUCCUCGCCGCCACGCUCGCGGGCGCCCUCCUCGCCGCCGCCGCGGCGGCCACCACGGACGCCGCGUCCCCGCCCAAGAGCCGCUCGGCCCGCCUCCCGUGGCUCGCCGGCGGGUUCCUGAUGUCGGUGCUCUGGUCGUACGUGCUCGCGCGGGAGCUCGUCGCGCUGCUGGUCUCCAUCGGCGUGGCGGCCGGCGUGGAGGCCGGCGUGCUGGGCGCGACGGUGCUGGCGUGGGGGAACUCGCUGGGCGACCUGGUGGCGGACGUGGCGCUGGCGACGCGGCGCGGCGACGGCGGCGCCGGGGCGCAGACGGCGGUGGCGGGGUGCUACGCGGCGCCGGCGUUCAACACGGUGGUGGGGCUGGGGCUGUCGCUGACGGUGGCGGCCGGGGCGCGGCACCCGGAGGCGUACGCGGUGGAGGGCGGGGCGGCGGUGUACGUGGCGGUGGGGUUCCUGGCGGCGGCGCUGGUGUGGGCGGUGGCGGUGCUGCCGGCGAGGGGGAUGAGGCUGGACGCGGUGCUCGGGGUGGGCCUCCUCGUCAUCUACUUCGUCUUCCUCUGCGUCAGCCUCGCCAUUCUCACGCCAUUGCCUUCACCACAUUAACUUCAUUUUUCUUCUUUGCAAAUUGAAUUGCAAAGAUGAUGAUGGUGAUGAUGCUAGAUUGGUUGGGUUGGUUGGUGUCAAGUGUUAAUUUGGGUGAUUAGUUAUUAAUUAAUUGCAUGGUAUUUUGUUCAUGCAGAAUUGGGAAGAUGAAAUGCUUUGUAGUAGUAUAUGACUUGUCAUGAAAUGUAAAUAGAAGAGCACAUAUAGAUGCAAUGAAAUAAUGCAUAGUAGUACUAGCUUUUUCACCGGAAUGGUUGAAUAGUGAGAUGAUUUGUAAUAAUUAUUCGAGCAUAUAGAUGAACAAUUUAAAUACCAUAAAGUUAUAAAAAUGAAUAUGAGAUAGUUUGCUAUA
Oryza sativa Japonica Group (Japanese rice) is the source of this 2253-nucleotide messenger RNA. RefSeq names its product cation/calcium exchanger 1. Gene Ontology annotation, cellular component: membrane. Gene Ontology annotation, biological process: transmembrane transport; monoatomic cation transport. NCBI's taxonomy places the organism in Eukaryota, Viridiplantae, Streptophyta, Magnoliopsida, Poales, Poaceae. The record is from RefSeq and is a predicted model, not a curated record. Gene Ontology annotation, molecular function: monoatomic cation transmembrane transporter activity.